AUGUUUCAAACCGCAUUAAAACGUUUUCUAGUGUUGCAAAAAAUCAAGCCGUUUCAGGCGCCGGUUUCGGCACAAAUUAGAAAAAUUCACGUGACAUCGAAUUUAAGGCAUGGGGAAUAUGAAUGGCAAGAUCCCAAGUCUGAAGAUGAGGUUGUGAACAUAACUUAUGUAGACAAAGACGGAAACAGAAUUAAAGUGAGAGGGAAAGUAGGUGAUAAUGUAAUGUACUUAGCACAUAGGCAUGACAUUCCCAUGGAAGGAGCCUGUGAAGCAUCACUAGCUUGCACAACAUGUCAUGUCUAUGUUCCACCAGAUUACUUUGAUAAACUACCCGCAUCAGAAGAGAAAGAAGAUGACUUACUAGAUAUGGCUCCAUUUUUGAAAGAAAACUCUAGGCUAGGUUGUCAAAUAACGCUAACCAAAGAUUUAGAAGGCAUGGAAGUACAGUUACCGAAAGCAACCAGAAACUUUUAUGUGGACGGACACAAACCUAAACCGCACUGA
Spodoptera littoralis (African cotton leafworm) is the source of this 504-nucleotide messenger RNA. NCBI's taxonomy places the organism in Eukaryota, Metazoa, Arthropoda, Insecta, Lepidoptera, Noctuidae. The record is from the annotation of a GenBank genome assembly.